Pestalotiopsis fici W106-1 is the source of this 1122-nucleotide messenger RNA. Its product is annotated as putative tRNA threonylcarbamoyladenosine biosynthesis protein KAE1. Gene Ontology annotation, cellular component: cytoplasm; EKC/KEOPS complex. NCBI's taxonomy places the organism in Eukaryota, Fungi, Ascomycota, Sordariomycetes, Amphisphaeriales, Sporocadaceae. Bases 1 to 1122 code for a protein of 373 amino acids. The transcript has a single exon. Gene Ontology annotation, biological process: tRNA threonylcarbamoyladenosine modification. The record is from RefSeq and is a predicted model, not a curated record.
AUGUCGAAACGAACAACACAUCCAACCUCUGGGCCGCUGUACGCGCUAGGCCUAGAGGGCAGCGCCAACAAGCUCGGCAUUGGCGUCCUCUCCCACGACCCGACCGCCAGCACCACGACCAUCCUCUCCAACGUGCGCCACACGUUUGUCUCGCCACCGGGCACGGGAUUCCUGCCCAAGGACACGGCGCUCCACCACCGACGACACUUUGCGCCCGUGGCCCUGGCGGCCCUGCGCGACGCCGGCAUCCGGCCGGACCAGCUCUCGUGCAUCUGCUUCACCCAGGGGCCCGGCAUGGGGGCGCCGCUGACCUCGGUGGCCGUGGGCGCGCGCGCCCUGUCGCUGCUCUGGGACAAGCCCCUCGUCGGCGUCAACCACUGCGUCGGCCACAUUGAGAUGGGCCGCGUCAUCACGGGCGCCUCCAACCCCGUCGUCCUGUACGUCAGCGGCGGCAACACCCAGGUCAUUGCCUAUGCCUCCCAGCGGUACCGCAUCUUUGGCGAGACCCUCGACAUUGCCGUCGGCAACUGCAUCGACCGCUUUGCCCGCACCCUGCGCAUCCCCAAUGAUCCCUUCCCCGGGUACAAUGUCGAGCAGCUGGCCAAGAAGGCGUCGGAAAACGGCCGCACCCCCGUCUUGCUCGAUCUGCCCUAUGCCGUCAAGGGUAUGGACUGCAGCUUCAGCGGCAUCCUGGCCGCCGCCGACAUCAUGGCCGCGCAAAUGUUUGCCCAGGACAAGGUCCUCGCCGAGGGCGGGAGCCUCAAGGACGGCGAGGUACGCAUCACGCCUGCUGACCUCUGCUUCACGUUGCAGGAAAACGUUUUUGCCAUGCUCGUCGAAAUCACGGAGCGGGCCAUGGCGCACGUUGGAUCGCGGCAGGUCCUCGUCGUUGGUGGUGUCGGCUGCAAUGAGAGGCUCCAGGAAAUGAUGGGUCAGAUGGCUGCUGAUAGAGGUGGCAGUGUUUAUGCAACAGACGAGAGAUUCUGUAUUGACAAUGGAAUUAUGAUCGCCUUGGCUGGUCUGCUGGCCUGGGAGACGGGAUAUGAAACAAAGCUAGAAGAUAGCAUGUGUACACAAAGAUUUAGGACGGACGAGGUACACAUAGCAUGGAGAGAGGAUUAG